UACUGAGUGACAGCCCAAGGAAGUAUUGGUGCCCCAGACUACUUCAUAUCUGAUCUUAAAUGUGGUUCCUGUAUCCUCCUCUUUGGUAUUUCCUUCCCUGUUGUCUUGUUCCCAUGAUACAGUAUCUAAAACUAUGAGGAGAAAUAACUCAUCAAAAAUUUUCAACUUCACCGAGGUGGAACUCCCAAGCAGAUGGAGAGAUAAGGUCACAGGAUGCAGAAGAAAACAAGGACUCUUAUCUGUUUCCCCUCAACACUGACGCUGAAAGAGAGAUGCCCGAAGAGCUAAAUCCCAAACACUACCUCACUGUGAGAACCUCUUCUGUGUCCAAGAGACAGUGGGACUCUUCAGAGCAGGCCCCCUGCACUGAGUCUGUGCAGGACCUCAGAUGUGCUGUGAAGAGGAUCUUCUCAGGCACCCUUCAGCUGCCCAGGCUGUCCUGCAGGCCCUCCACGCAGGACAGACCAGAGGAUGGCCCCAAAACCGGCCUCUUGGCCCGCAGCAGCCUCGGGACUCUGACCAGCUGCAUCUGUAGAGCCUUUUUUGACGUGGAGAAUGGAUUGUCAGUGGGCCGCAGCCCCCUGGACCCCCAAGCCAGCCCUGGCUCUGGUCUGGUCAUACAGGCCAACUUUCCCCACAGCCAGCGACGGGAAUCCUUCCUCUACCGCUCGGACUCCGACUUUGACCUUUCACCCAAAGGUCCUUCCAGAAACUCCUCCACUGCCAGUGACCUGGAAGAAAGCUUGAAGCACUGGGAGGUCAACUGGUUGUCAUCUCGACACACAGAGGACAUGAUUGUUACACCAUUUGCACAGGUCCUCGCCAGCCUGAGGACAGUCCGAAGUAACUUUGCCGUCAUAACCGGCCAGCAAGAUCGCACAGCCAGCAAGACGCGAUCCUCAGGCAGCAACCCACCAUCCAUGUGCAAGACCAGCCUCGCAGAGGAGCCUCACCAGCAGCUGGCCAUAGAGACUCUAGAUGAGCUGGACUGGUGUCUGGAACAAUUAGAGACGCUGAAAACUCGACACUCUGUCAGCGAGAUGGCUUCAAACAAGUUCAAGAGGAUGCUGAACCGAGAGCUCACCCAGCUGUCAGAAACCAGCCGUUCAGGGAACCAGGUGUCUGAGUUCAUCUCUAGCACCUUCCUAGAGAAACAACAUGACAUGGACAUCAUGUCUCCCCCCACCAAGGAGAAGGACAAGAAGAAGCGGCCCAUGUCCCAGAUCAGCGGUGUGAAGAAGGCCACCCACAGUCCCAGCCUUGCCCCCUCCACCAUUCCUCGCUUUGGGGUCAACGCUAGCCAGGAAGGUCUCCUAGCCAAGGAGUUGCAGGACAUAAACAGAUGGGGCAUUGACAUCUUUAAGGUCUCUGAGUAUUCUGGGAAUCGCCCACUGACUGUCACCAUGUACACCAUCUUCCAGGAACGUGAUCUGCUAAAGUCCUUUAAGAUUCCUGCGGACACUUUCAUUACCUUCAUGAUGACUUUGGAGGAUCAUUACCAUGCUGAUGUGGCCUACCACAACAACAUCCAUGCUGCCGACGUGGUCCAGUCCACACACGUCCUGCUGUCCACACCUGCGCUGGAGGCUGUGUUCACUGAUCUGGAGAUCCUCGCUGCUCUGUUUGCCAGCGCCAUCCAUGAUGUGGAUCACCCUGGAGUUUCCAAUCAGUUUCUCAUCAACACCAACUCAGAGCUGGCCCUGAUGUACAACGACUCGUCGGUGCUGGAGAAUCACCACCUGGCUGUAGGCUUUAAGCUUCUGCAGGAAGAUAACUGUGACAUCUUUCAGAACCUCAGCAAAAAACAGAGACAGUCAUUGCGCAAAAUGGUCAUCGACAUGGUGCUGGCCACAGAUAUGUCUAAACACAUGAACCUAUUAGCAGACCUGAAAACCAUGGUGGAGACUAAGAAAGUCACCAGUCUAGGAGUCCUGCUCCUGGACAACUAUUCUGACCGCAUUCAGGUUCUUCAGAACAUGGUGCACUGUGCAGACCUGAGUAAUCCCACCAAACCUCUUGAGUUGUACCGACAGUGGACGGACCGCAUCAUGGUGGAGUUUUUCACCCAAGGGGACAGGGAGAGGGACAGGGGCAUGGAGAUCAGUCCCAUGUGUGACAAACACAACGCCUCCAUAGAGAAGAACCAGGUGGGUUUCAUUGACUACAUUGUUCAUCCUCUGUGGGAGACGUGGGCUGACCUGGUGCACCCAGAUGCUCAGGAGAUCCUGGACACACUAGAGGAUAACAGAGAGUGGUACCAGAGUAUGAUCCCCCACAGCCCUUCACCCAACCCACAUGGCCAGGAGAAGGGAGCCCUUGCAGGGGAAGCUUCAGCACUCAGUGGGGGUAGUGGCUCCACUUCUGGCGACAAGUUCCAGUUUGAGUUGACCUUGGAAGAGGAAGGAGAGUCUGAUACAGAGAGUCCACCUGAGGAGGAGGAGGGCUACAGUGGCAGGAAGGGGUCCGAACUCUCCAGAACUGAUUCAGGCAGUGGAUUUGAAGCAGUGUCUGCUAAGAUUCACCGGCUCCCCAAAAUGCUCACUACUGAUUCAGACAGGACGUUUUCAAUAGACUCUGAUAAAGAUAUGGCAGAAGAAAGAGAAAAAGACCAGGAAGGCGUCUCUGGGGUACCACGCUUCAGACUUGGCACAUAGCACCAGUCGAAAGUUGUUUUGCUUUUGGCCCUUUUUUGUUUAUUUGUCUUGAUUUUGGUGAAUCAUCCUCUGUCACUCCCCUUCUCCCACUCCAACCAAACACCACCACCUCUGCUUUCCGUGGACAGGGUGACAGCAAGCCUCGGGGUGCAGAGUACGGGAGUGCGGGCGGUUUUUGGGGGGUUGUUGAGAAAGUCUGCAGUUUUACACAGCAGUCACUUGCACUGGAGAGAGACGGACUGAGAGAGGACAGGAAACCAGGUUUCUGACCAGUCCUUUGUGUUCUGUGUCUUUCAGUCAGACUUACUGUGGAUAAAGCUCUACAGAGACAAUGAGAAGUUUAUUUAAAAAAACUUCAGUUUUUACCAGCCAACCCAAGGUCUACUACAACUAAUGACAGAACUGUCUUCCUCUUUUGGAGUAUUUGUGAAGAAAGUGAGGAAGGGAUGAAUGUCCGUGAAAACACGACAAAGUCUUGUAAGACAUCUUGCCAAACUUGCAAUUUACAGGGACAAUGCUGUUUUGCCUGCCUUUUUAGUUUUUUGUUUGUUUGUUUGUUUAUUCUGUUGUCCUUUAUUUAGGUUCAUAUGCCAUGAAAUACAGUAAAAGAAGAUUCAGUAAAUAGCAGACUCCAAAGCAGUGUAGGCAAAGUAAUGUCGGAAAGGAGUUUUGCAUGAUUUUUAUGCAAAACACUUUGAACGUAGCAGACAUUUUGAGUGACUCUAUCAUUAUUGUUGUAUACGUAGCACUCCUUUCAGCUGGUGUUGCACAGCCCAUUUAAUUGUGUUCAGCAGGCAGAUGUUUUGAAACCGGAACAUGAUUAGAGUGAAUGGGCUGUGCAGACAUAUUAUUUUGAGAUUUUGAGUUAUUUCAGGCUAACUUUUUCCAGUUUUUAUAAUCCUACACUAUGAUAUUGUCAGCAACAAAACUGAGCCAGGGUCAGUGUAUUAUAAGUACAGACAUACAGUUACAUCUAAAGCAGUGCACAUGGUGCCUCCCGGUGUUGACAAGUGGAACUGAAGUUCUGGCAUUGGAGGCAAAUGAUUUGCAUGGUUUUGCAUAGGCCUAUAUGGAAAAUACACUCAAAACGUAUUUAACUGUAGGGCUACCCAAAAUAUCAGUUAGGUUUCAGUUUUGUUGCGCUUUUUAUUAUUUUUAUUUAGAUUUUUUUUUUUAUUUCAAGUCAGUAAUGUUUGUUUGCAUUCUUAAUAUUUGGCACCUAGUUUAUCAGCCUUCAAGUUUAGCACUUUACAGUUUUGUUCAUUGCUAGCCCUCAUCGUGGUUUUUAAGGGCUUGAGCCAAAACAUGAACACAUUGGAGGCUGUUGACUGACAAAACAGUUUGUCAUUGACUGUAAAGCCACUAGCACAAACGUCAUGCAAAAAACACUGUCCAUUCAAAUCCAUUAUUGUUACUACAUAACGUGUCAAACACAGCACCACCUAAUGAAAUACCGGUUUUGGUAACAUCCACCUGCCUAAAAUACCAGACUGAUGAUGGCAGUGUUUUAGAAGCAUAAGUGUUGCAAAGAAGGACGUUCGCAUCACUGUAACUGUAAAAACCCAGGAGGUUAUCAAGAGACAGUUCCCUGUGCCAGAAUUUUUUUCAUCUUUUUCCUCUCAUUGAUCAAUAUUUUGCUCUUCACAGGGACAUAGUCAAUGACAAAACAAGUGCCAAGCAAGCAUGACACAACCCGUACUGUAAUUUCCAUUUUGCCACUGGCUACUUUCCAUCAGUGACUGAUAAAGUUGGUUGAUUGUAGCACCCCAUGUGCCAAUCUGACCCUAAUGUUUCUGUUCCUUUUUUUUUUCUAACUCCUGUUCAAACAGUAACUGAAACUGAUAUUGUCUUAAAACAGUGAUGUGUUUUUUUGUGUGUGAAUGACUGGGUUGACUUUUUUUUAUGUAUUUGCUAAGAAAAAAAACCAAAGCACUUUGUAUGGUACUUUUACAGUUCUGCACUUCCAGUACAGUUGAACAUGUAUAAUGUGACUGUCUCACUGUUUUUCAGUUGGCGGAUGGCCUGGUAAUUGAGUUGAAUUGCAUGGGCUGGACCACUACAGCUCUUAAAGGUUGGAUGUUGGAGGGACUGAAG
This is a messenger RNA of Xiphias gladius (swordfish), 4748 nucleotides long. Its product is annotated as cAMP-specific 3',5'-cyclic phosphodiesterase 4D-like. The record is from RefSeq and is a predicted model, not a curated record. The coding region runs from base 273 to 2654 and encodes 793 amino acids. Gene Ontology annotation, molecular function: 3',5'-cyclic-AMP phosphodiesterase activity. NCBI's taxonomy places the organism in Eukaryota, Metazoa, Chordata, Actinopteri, Istiophoriformes, Xiphiidae. Gene Ontology annotation, cellular component: perinuclear region of cytoplasm; cytosol; nucleus. Gene Ontology annotation, biological process: signal transduction. The transcript is spliced from 18 exons.